This is a messenger RNA of Colossoma macropomum (tambaqui), 1922 nucleotides long. It is a transcript of the gene wbp4, whose product is annotated as WW domain binding protein 4. Gene Ontology annotation, cellular component: nucleus; precatalytic spliceosome. Bases 141 to 1313 code for a protein of 390 amino acids. The record is from RefSeq and is a predicted model, not a curated record. The transcript is spliced from 10 exons. NCBI's taxonomy places the organism in Eukaryota, Metazoa, Chordata, Actinopteri, Characiformes, Serrasalmidae. Gene Ontology annotation, molecular function: zinc ion binding; protein binding; RNA binding. Gene Ontology annotation, biological process: mRNA splicing, via spliceosome.
CGGACACAGCAGCGCGCUCACAAGUGUCUGUCGCUUAAUCACAACGUCAUACUUGUGCGCCAAAUGUGGACAUGUUCAGUUAUGUAGUUAGCAUAUAGCUCAGUUACAGUGUCUCCAAUUAUAAUCCGAAGCAAUUCAAAAUGGCAGACUACUGGAAAUCCCAACCCAGAAAAUUCUGCCAGUAUUGCAAGUGCUGGAUUGCAGACAACAAGCCUAGUAUUGAAUUUCACGAGAGGGGCAAGAAUCACAAACAAAAUGUCGUCGCCAAAAUCGACGAGAUUAAAAAGAAGAGCAUUGAAAAAGCCAAGAAGGAAGAAAAAAUGUCCAAGGAGUUUGCAGCAAUGGAAGAGGCAGCCAUGAAAGCAUACCAAGAAGACAUGAAAAGACUACAAGCAGAAUCAGGUGCCUCAGAAGCUCCUGUUAAGACUCGGACAAAAGCUGAAAAAGCUAAGGUUGAAGUUACUAUAGAAACCAGCCGCAGCAGUGAAUCAGAUGCCUGGGUACAGGGGACAACUGAUGAUGGACAGACAUACUACUACAAUACACAGACUGGAGAGUCUCAAUGGGAUAAACCAGAAGGGUUUCAAGGUGAAGAUGUGUCACCCGACCAAACUGGGCAGGCUUCUUCAGGCAGUGCAUGGAUGGAAGCUGUGAGCCCAGAUGGAUAUACAUACUAUUACAACACAGAGACUGGAGAGUCUAGCUGGGAAAAGCCAGCUGAUUACUCUCCUCAAGAGGGAAGUUCUGCUGAAGAGAAUGCGGAACAGGAGGCCAUAUCUACACCUCAGCCAGAACCUCUCUCCUCCUCAGAGGACAGUUCUGAGGCUCCUAAAGAGGCUGCAGAGCCAACAGAGACCAAGCAGUCCAGAGUUCCCAAAAUCAGUUUCAGGAAAAGAAAAGAAGAGAGAGCUCCAUUAGAAGAGAAGGCAGAGAAAGAGCCAAAAGCAGAUGAAGAAGCACAGGAGGAGGAAAAAGAUGUAGUUGGAGAUGAUGCUGGAGUAGAACCAGCUGUACCUGCAGAAGAGGAAGAAACCCCUGCAAAGAAACCUAGGAAGACAAACCCGUACGGAGAGUGGGAACAGAUUCAGGAGGAGGAAGACCCCUUUGAGAAUGUAGAUUUGCAGCUGCCACAGACAGACAGUGGAGUUGCUGCAUCCAUUCCCUCCGACUUGCCCUCAGAACCCAAGACCAAAUUUAAGGAACGAACCAUCACCUCCCUGGGUAAUGAGAGCAGUGCAGGAGCCACGUUCAAGAAGAGGAAGACGGAAAAUGGAAAAUCCAGGAGCUUUCGACAAAGAGGGAAGGACGAUUGAGAGCUUGAUGCCUAAAGAGUUUGUUUCCACAAAGUUAUGGAUGAACAUUAUUGACAGGAUGGACAGAUGGAUCCGCAUAGAUUCUGCAAUUUAAAUGUUUUUGUCAACACAGAUGAUGGCAACAUCCACGGAAUAUCAGGUUAAGUAUCAAAACAUAUUGCAGACUUCUUUAACUGCUGUCCCUCUCCACUUUAGAAAUGUUUGUUGGAUAAAAUUAAGCCCGUUUUUUAUAGCUACAUGGAUUUGGUCAUCUUUUAGAUUUUGUAAUUGUUGCCAGUUUGUGAUGUGUAUGAGAAUUAUUUUUCUAAAAUUGGAAAGAGGAAUUAACUUUUUCAUGUUAUUAAACAUUCCUCUGUGAUUUCAUGUUGUCCUUAGUAGCUAAUGUUUAUGUUCUAAUAUUUAUACUUAUUGUGUAAAUCUGUACAGAGUGGCAUGAAAAGCAUGUGGUUUUCUCCAAUUUUUUUUUAAAAUGGGUAUUCACAAAUGAUAAAUUGUAAAGAUGUUAACACUGUCAGAUAUGAAAAAGUAAUGCAGAGCUUUCACUGUUUUAUAGUCAGUUUUUAAGAUUCUAAACUUCAUCAGUCACAAAUAAAUGAAUUGCAAAGAAGA